AUGGCUUUCUGGAAUUUGUUCCUAAUUUUCGUCCUUCAAGUGUUUUGCUAUGGUAGGCGAUUUGUGAAGGGAAAAUGGGGAAACUAUUUUCAAAACUAUCAGUCUGUCGGGAAAAUAAUAAUGUGGACUUGUCGCAGCAAAAUAGCUUGCUUGUCUAGCCGUAGUCACCACCAAAUUCUCACAGCUGUUGCAGGUCGUUGUCGAGCGAUCUCAAGACGCGACGGAUCCACAUUAUUUUCCCGACAGAUUUUAUAGACGGGCCAACAAACUGUCGGGAUAAUAUAGUCAUGAGCACAAUGUCGUAUCGAAAAUCACAUAGCUUGUGGCAUAAUCAAGUAAAAUGUCGCUCUUGUUGUGUCGAUGCGCCGAUCGCGUCGGUGAGCUGAAAAGCGUUUUGAUUUAGCGACAUAAUCCACUUUCUCGGCGGUGAUGCGAUCUUCGAUGCUACUAGUCCGUUCGUAAAGUCGCUGGAAUGAUUUCGGCGACAUGCACUGUGCAAGAAAACUCAGGAUGCGAGCGACAGCUCGAAAAAGCCUAUUGCACUGUGCAAAAAGCCAAAAAUUGUACAGUGCAAAGCGAACUUUCGGUUUCGUGGAGUGCAUGUCGCCGAAAACAUUCCAGCGACCUUACGAACGGACUAGUACUGUAUGCUAAUAAUUUUCCCGACGGACUGAUGAGAUCUAAAUAUUUUUGCCAGUCGCUGUGCCGAUCGCAUGACUGAACUAAAAAUCAACUUGCUUUUGUCGCGACACAAUUCAUUUUCUCGUGUCUAUGCAAUUUUCGAUGCGACAAAGUGCCCAUUAUUUUUCCGACAUACAGAAAAAUAAUUUUAAAAAAUCAUUUUUCGACGCUUACAAAGUCGACAGACAAACGGUCAUACCGCACUCUUUCAGGAUCCGCCAGAUCCGUGGCCCCGCUGCUCGCCUGUCAAAACGGUACUGCCGGCCGAAUGUCCGACUGCCCGAGAGAUUUCAAAUGCGUUUUCCCUGCCGGUGUGGAUCCCCAGACGGGGUUGUUCUAUGGUCUCUGUGAGCUGGAAGGUAUGUCAAAAUAUUUUUGUUUAUUGGCACAAAAAAUUGUCGUAAUGAGACAUGUUAUACAAAUUUUUGUUUGUCACAACACCCUAUUUUUACUUCCUCUAUUAACGUGUUAAAUCGCAAUGGAAACACCGAAUAUUUAGCCAGUUAAAAGUGGCAUUUGCAGCGUCGAUUUCCUGCCAAGCCGACGUUGAAUGCCCGUCGCCGGCUCGCUGUUCGAAUGGCCCCAAAGUUUGCAUAAUCUGA
Bursaphelenchus xylophilus (pine wood nematode) is the source of this 1283-nucleotide messenger RNA. The record is from the annotation of a GenBank genome assembly. Lineage: Eukaryota; Metazoa; Nematoda; Chromadorea; Rhabditida; Aphelenchoididae.